AUGGAGGAGCUACUGCCCCCGCCCCUCGCAGACUGCCCCCGGGGUGUUCUCUCUACUGUAACUAUAUCAGCGUGGAGAUAAGGGGAUGUUAUCCUAUAGCGAAACCCCUUGGAAUGGUCCUUCCAGCCGGAUACCCCGCCGCCAGCCCUCUAGUGGCCCAGCCCCUAAUGAGCAGUACAACACUCCUGCUCUUUAAUUAAUUCUGAGAGGAGGGAGAGGGGAGGUGUGGGAGGGUGGAGAAGAUUGAGAUGAGGCUGGCUGUGACAUCUUCAUUGAGGAACAGGUGUGUGUGUGUAGGUAGGUCCUGACCAGAUGGAGCGAGGGGGAGGUGUGACACCAGAUAGUGUUUGAAACUGAUGGCUGAUGUUGAGCUGACGAUUCAACCAGAACUGGGUUUGGUUUACAGCAAGAAUAAAGAACAGGAGGGAGAAGGAGUGUCUGAGGGAAAGGGGCUUGCGGCUUGUCCGUAUACAAAUAAAGCACCACAGAUUAAUUUGUCAUGCCAGUGGAGUUCCUCCCUUGACAGUUGGUCAAGGCUUCAAGGGUAUCAGCCUGGCAUAUUUGGUCCAAAUUGAUGUGACGCAAUCCAAGAUGUCUCAAACUGACAGUCAUGGAUAGGGGCUCUGCAGUGUCAUUAUGACAGUCUGGGUAAUGUUUGACAGCAGGCCUGGUUGAGGCUGAUGAAGCCCCACAGAAUGGGCAAGUACAUCAGUCACAGCCUCCAUGGUAGUGAGAUGGGGAGAGAGAAGAGUCUGUGAAACGGCUUGGAGCCAGACUACUGCAGCCAGCCAGCCAGCCAGAGUCGCAGUGAGCUACAGCAGGCUACUCCAGGAGCCAUCCUGCCUAACCUCUUAUUAGAGCAUGCUGCCCUCUGGUGGUGAGAUUUCUAGCUGCAGAAAUAAGUCAUUCCCAAACUGGGAAGCUCCUAUCCGACCUCAGCAGACCUAGUUGGAAUGAACAAGCUGAUAUUGAAUGCGUUUAGGUACUUGGUGAAUGUUAUGCAGUCAAUACCAGUAGAAACUGAAUAACAUACAGGUUCUGUCCUUAUCACUACAGAAUGGGAAGCUGUAGCCAGAAGAAGACAUUGUUGUGUUUAACAACAGAAAUGUGCAGAGCUAGCUGUGGUUACGCAACGGUUUGUCUUGCACAGAACAGUAAUUACAUAAUGACAACAAGCUUAUAUAAUGAUAACAAGAAGGCCUUUUCCAAGCGACAGCACUGCCUGUGGGUCUGCAUGGUGCAUUAGGCCAGCUUGUGAAACGAGGUUAUGGCCUCGUCUUCAUUUACAUUUUACCGGAGCGAUUAGGGUUAAGUGCCUUGCUCAAAGGCACAUCAACACAUUUUUCACCUAGUCGGCUCUGGGAUUUGAACCAGCGACCUUUCAGUUACCUGGCCCUUAACCGCUAGGCUACCUACUGCCCAUCAUCUUCUCCCCUCCUCUAUUCUUUCUCCUCUCUGGUUUCUCCACUAUCAUCUAUGGUCUCUCUUUUUUCUUCUAUGGUUUCCUCUCUUGACUCUAUGGUCUCUUCUUUCUUAGCUCUCCUCAUCUGGUGUCUCCACCUCUAUGGUCUCCUUUCUUAGCUCUCCUCAUCUAGUGUCUCCUCUAUGGUCUCCUUUCUUAGCUCUCCUCAUCUGGUGUCUCCUCUAUGGUCUCUCCUUUCUUAGCUCUCCUCAUCUGGUGUCUCCUCUAUGGUCUCUCCUUUCUUAGCUCUCAUCUGGUGUCUCCUCUAUGGUCUCUCCUUUCUUAGUUCUCCUCAUCUGGUGUCUCCUCCUCUAUGGUCUCUCCUUUCUUAGUUCUCCUCAUCUGGUGUCUCUACCUCUAUGGUCUCUCCUUUCUUAGCUCUCCUCAUCUGGUGUCUCCUCCUCUAUGGUCUCUCCUUUCUUAGUUCUCCUCAUUUGGUGUCUCCACCUCUAUGGUCUCUCCUUUCUUAGCUCUCCUCAUCUGGUGCCUCCUCCUCUAUGGUCUCUCCUUUCUUAGCUCUCCUCAUCUGGUGUCUCCUCCUCUAUGGUCUCUCCUUUCUUAGCUCUCCUCAUCUGGUGUCUCCUCCUCUAUGGUCUCUCCUUUCUUAGUUCUCCUCAUCUGGUGUCUCCUCCUCUAUGGUCUCUCCUUUCUUAGUUCUCCUCAUCUGGUGUCUCCUCCUCUAUGGUCUCUCCUUUCUUAGCUCUCCUCAUCUGGUGUCUCCUCCUCUAUGGUCUCUCUUUUCUUAGCUUUCCUCAUCUGGUGUCUCCUCCUAUGGUCUCUCCUUUCUUAGCUCUCCUCAUCUGGUGUCUCCUCCUCUAUGGUCUCUCUUUUCUUAGCUUUCCUCAUCUGGUGUCUCCUCCUAUGGUCUCUCCUUUCUUAGUUCUCCCUUUGCUCAUCUCUCCCUCUUUCCUACUCUAUAUGCAGGCCUCUCUCGCUUCUCCUCAUUAACCCCCUUUCUCUUCCCCUCUCUCAUCUCUCUCUCCACCGCUCUGGUCUCUUCUCUCCUCACCUCUUCUCUCCUCUCUCCCCAUGGCAGGCAGCUGCAGGAGCUUCAGAGGCAGAAGGAGGUGGAGCGCGAGCGGCUGGAGCGGGAGCGCCAGGAGAGGGAACGGCUGGAGCGUGAGAUGCUGGAGAGGGAGCGCGAACGGGAACGUCAAGACCGUGAGCGCCUGGAGCGAGAGCGGGAGCGUGCCGAGAGGGAGCGGGAGCGCUCCGAGAGGGGGCAUGUGGAGCGCGCCGAACGGGAUCGGCUGGAGCGUGAGCGUCAGGAACAGGAGAGAGAGCAGUUAGAGAGAGAGCAGUUGGAGAGAGAGCAGUUGGAGAGAGAGCAGUUGGAGAGAGAGCAGUUGGAGAGAGAGCAGUUGGAGAGAGAGCAGUUGGAGAGAGAGAGGGCGGAGAGAGAGAGGGAGCUGAUGGCAAGAGAGAAGCAGGAGAGGGAGAGGAUGGAGCGAGAGACUCACGAGGCGCAGCAGUUGGACAGAGAGCAGAUGGACUGGGAGAGAGGGAGACGCAUCUCCAACGCCGGUGAGCAGUCAAUACUUUUUCCUUACCUCUUACACACUCAGACAUACUCGCACACAUGCAUAUACAUACUUACACACACAUACACGCAUAUGCACACAUCUGAUGUCUAGCACAGGAUAAGGUAGUACAUUACACACUGAAGACACAGGACAGAACUAAAUGACAGAAUAGUCACCAACUGUGAGUGGGUUUAGCUCUCACUUCAUUUAGCAGUAGUUCUUCCAAAGAGCCGUCUUGGGUGUAAAAUCCCAGCGUGGCAUUUAGCUGGAGUCUGAAGCGAAGCCUAGACGCGGACUACUCAGCCAUCCCUGGCCGCUCAUUAGUUAGUGUGAUUUAUAGCGAGGCUCCGCUCCCAUCUCUCUCUGCCCAUCUGCUUGUGUGUUGGAUGGGCUCGUGGAACAGCUUGAGUGGCGCUAGGGCAUAGGGGGAGUGUUUGUGUGUUUAGGUGCUUCUCUCAGCGAGGAAGCAAGCAAGCACACACACACUCAGCCCUCUCUGCCUACCUCUGUUAAAUGGGUCCAGUUUUGACCAGUGAUGGCUUUGACUAUGUGUUGGUGGAUGGUAGGGUACCCCAGCCAGCCUGCCCAGCAAAGCAUAGGCAGGUGCAGGACUCAGGUUCUGGGGUUGGUUAGAGGAGAAUCAAGGAUGGGAGAUGGGCAUUGCUGCUACAUAUUGGGUCAGUGGGGGAGCCAGUGUUGGCACGGUUGGCAUGGUUCAGUGCCACACUCAUCACAUUAGCUGGGCCAGAUUCUCUGUGUUAAUAGGCGAAAAAUAAACCAUCAAGGCUAACAUGCUGCCUGCCCCCCAGGAGAGGGGGAGGGGCCUUCAAGUCAACAUAAAUAUGAACAUAUCUAAGAUAUUAUGGUAUAGAGUAGACUUUAUUUUUCUCAGGACAUUUGUACAAUAAAUGCAUAAUGACCCAAUUCACACCGUACAUGACAAACACAAGAAACAAUGUUACACUGCAUGUUACUGUAACAUUUGAGGUGCUUUUGGGUUUGAGGUGUGAGAAUGCACUUUUAAUAUGCUUCUAGUUGUCUUUCCUAUAGGAAAAACAAACAUUUGCGCUGUUGGCCUACUGUACAUAGCCUUGCAAUAGCUUUUGGUUGGAUUUCCAAUUGAAUUCAUAGUAUGUUCAGUAUUCCAUUGGAUGUAGUCAGUGUCUAUGGAUGUCAUGCUGAUGCUGUGUGUAACCAUGCUGAACUUCUAACUGAACACUUGUUGAGGAGAGGUCUGCUAAUAGGGCAUCCACAGAUCCAUUGACAGUCUUAAAUUAGCUUCUUGAUGUAUCCGUCACUGUGGAGUCUGUGUCAUAUUAGCUAUGCCCCUCAUCACGUUAGAAAGAACAAGAGCUUCCUUGUGUGAAUAGAGAAUCUCAACCUCUUUAAUCUAGCCAUUCCUAACGGUCCUCUGAUGGAAACCCCUCAUAACACUGUGGUGGUUCUAGGCCUGCCUCACCCUCUACUGGUCCCCCUCUUCUGUUAGCCACUCUCCUAGGGAACACACUAGGCUACAUUUAGUUAGUGUGUAUGGAGGAGAUGUAGUGUAUGUCCAUUUUGGGGUUAGUGAGGUGAGUGGGUGUUAUUACUCUGGGAUCACAGAGCAAAGCUGGGGCUUGCCUCUGGUCACCCAGGGAGGGGGAGGGGAGGGGAGGGGGGGGGGAGAAAGGAGGAGGCAGUUGGUGGGUCGGGAAAAAGAGAGGAAAAUUUGGGCAAGAGUGAGUCUUCUGGCUGGAGGAACAGAAGGAGUGUGUGUGUGUGUGGCUGCCACUGAGGGUUAGUGGAGCAGAAUGAGGCUGGCACAAUGGAUUAGCAACAUUACCCCUCAGUCAACAUAUGGCAGGAGUGGCCUCAGCUCUGGGCUAACUCUAGGGCUACGCUGGCUGAGGCCACAACAAAACAGAGCAUGGAUAAUUCAGAGCAUACAGUCAGGCUCUGGCUGUGUGACCACCCAGCGAUAAUACCCCCGCCAUGGCUCGCCUCGGCUCACUAGUUCUGUACUUUACAUGAGAGAUGAGAAGAUACUACUGAUGUGGGUAUUGAUUAAAAAACACCAUGAGAAACACAGACUUUGCAAUGGUAUUUUUUCUUUGUUUUUUCAAAGAAGAGAUUCUGACUUGAAAUCGUUCUGAUAGAAAGCUAGGUAAUGGUGAAUGCAAGUAAGGGGUGAUUGAUUGAAACUGUGAAGUCACCCAAAUAUUUAAGCAUUUUGUUUAAUAAUUUAUUUUAGUUUCUACCCGAGUCUGUGUACCAUUUUGCUUAUUGUCCGAACAAUGAACAAAACAUGUCCAAAUUGGUUACAUGUCUCAAUUGUGGUGCUUUGACUUCUACAUUUAUAGAAUACAACUGUUCUGCUUGCUCAGUCCUGGUAUAGACAGGAUGGAUGCAGCAUGGAAAGAGUGAGUGACUGACCAGUGCUGUGUCUGGUGGGUGUUGAUCCUGUGAGUUCCACCAGAGGCUAAUAAAUCGUUUGAAGUGUGCAUCACUUGAUCAGGCUUCGUUCAAUGAGGGACCAAGCCAAGCGCUCCCUCCUGAAAGUACGAUGGUCUAUGGUUUUCUGCUUCCUCUAUCCAUGUGUACACAUUGUUUACAGAGUCUGCCUCAGGUUCUGUCUCAGCUGCUAACCUUGUGUACUAAUAGUAGCAUCCUUUCUGUUAGAGAAAGAACCAAAAAAAGUAAAAGGAGAUUUAGGUCUGUGCUGGUUUUUCCUGCUUCAUUUGCCCCCUUCUCUCUCUUCUUUCUGUUUCCCCCCCUUUCUCUCUCUCCUCUCCUGUGUUCUUUCCCCCCUUGUGUGGCUGCACGGUGGCUGCUUCUCUCCUGUCCUGUUCUGUCCUGUUCAGCAUUUGAAAGUACCCUCUACACCCCUCCGCCUCCAGAGUACUCCUCCAAGACCUCCUCUACGUCUGUGUCUCCCACCACCCCCAACUACCCUCCGCCCACCCCGUCACCCUCCUCUGCAACACCCCCCACCCCGCCUCUACGACACUCUGCCUCCCGAUUCGCCACCUCGCUAGGCUCCGCCUUUCACCCGGUCUUGCCCCACUACGCCACAGUCCCCAGGCGACAGCCAAUCCCUCCCACGUCCCCCGCCCCGGCCCCAGCACCCCCCUCCAAGUCUGUGGUGUGGUCAGCAACCAACUUCAGCCCACUGCCCCCCUCGCCCCCCGUCAUGAUCAGUAGCCCGCCGGGCAAGGCAACCGGCCCUCGCCCUGUCAUUGCCAUCCCAGUCUCCAGCUCCUUGUCACAGAAACCCGCCUCACCCUCCCCCAAUGGGCCUCCCAUGUUCUCUGCCCCUUCACCUGUCACCAUCGGCAACAGCAGCAACCCCGCCCCGCCUCCCACCCCGCCUCCCCCUCCACCGCUGCCCCCUCUCUCCCUGUCCCUGUCGUUGCCCUGCCAGCAGUCGCCCGUUGUCUCCCCCAUCGCUCCCCUUGUGUCCUCUCCCUCAUCCCAGCCUGCUGUUGUCCCUUCUCCUUCCACAGCUCCCUCUGCCUCUGCUGACCUCUCUGUAAACCUCUCUGUGCUGGGAGACUCCUGCUCCUCGGCUCCUGAGGGCCUUUCAGCCUGCAGACCCUCUGGCCCAGCAGGGUAAGGCCUCACCUCUCUCAGCCUCGCUCUCUACCUCCACUCACCCACUAAUGGUGGGGCCAGGGAGCAGCGGGCCUGCCCUAACCAACUUGGCCCAGCUCUGGGUGCCAAUGCUGGCUGCAGCGGUGGCUAGUGUGGCUGUGGCUCUAGGUCUGCUAGGUGCUUGUUAAUCUGUGUUGGUCAGGUGUCUGUCUGGCCUUUGUCAGCAUACUCUCACCAUGUAUGUUCAUGCUAUUGCUCAUGGUCAUGAGUUGCGUUGUGAACUGGUUUGAAUGGUGUCUGGUCAUUAGGCAUGGCAUGCAUGCGUGUAUGUGUGUGUGUGUGUGUGUGUGUGUGUGUGUGUGUGCACUCAGACAGGGGGCUCUGUUGCAUCUAGCUAUAGAUCACUGCAGCAAAGUCUGAAGGGAUCAAUGUCUCUGUUUCUCCCAUGCUUGUUUUUUUUUAUCACCUCAAACUAUUAUUUUUCUGCAAUUCACCAUUGUGAUGACCUUAGUAUUUUACCAUGACUUUUCACCCUCACUUGUCAUGUCAGUGUUGUGUUCAUCAAGCCUACUGGACCUGGUGACAGUUGGCUUGUAUACGUGACACAAAAGGGACUGAUAGAUGGAGACUCGUUUCUGCGCUAUCCUUGUUCACUUAGGGUUAUUGUCAUGACACUACAGUACGUUUCAAGGGAACAGGAGGGAUGCUAGUGCUGAGCAAUUAACAGACAUUUUAGUUGUAUUUUGAUUAUGAAAUGACUGACUGAACUCGGUCACUUUCACUGUCAGAAGCAAUCCAUGGUAAGAUUAGCAGCUGGAAUCAAUAAUAUUAAGAUUAUGAUUUUUCCCUCUCCUGAAUGGAAUUGUUAGCAGAUACAUGUCUGUGCCCUCUGCAUUUGGGGAUCCAAAUAAAUAAAUAUCCAUUUGCAUGUCAAAUGAGGACAAGCCUUUUAUUAUUCACCCUAAACCUGCCCUCACAUUCAUCUGAUUACCUUAUCAACUUGAUGGGAUAUAACAUUUAAUUCAAUAGUAGUUAUCCACAUUUGAAAUCUUUCUGAAAACCAUUGCAGUUUCAAAAGUUCAGAUUUGACAUAAUUCAAACACUCCAGUAGCAUUAAUGAGACAAUAUUUUUUAACUUAUUAAAGUUUUAGAUUUUGGUGUAUUACAACUGCCCUUUGAGUAACUCGUGAGUAGCAUUUAUAUGUAGAUGAUUCAGUCAGACUAUUUCUCCCACUCGGACUGACCCACCCGUGUUCCAGUGAACUCUGCCCUCCAGUCUCCUCUCUCAUUGGCUGAAAGGAAACUGGUCACGCUAUAGAGAUCCUAUUAAAUUACUAUUCUAAUAAUUAGUAUUCUAAUUCCUAAUUCUAUGGGUCACACCCUCACUGACAGGAGCUCAAUAUGGGAACAUUCCAUCAUGGCUUAUUGAUCCAAUCAUCUGUCUGGGUUGAGGAAUCACAAUGAUUUUCUACAAGCUAAUUAUUACAGUUAAUACAUCUCUGUGGUUCCAUGGUUUAGGGCUGCUCUUGCAGGCAUAUGCUGAUAUUGACCUAACUAGGGCUGCUAGAGUUCCUGUGUCCGAUGCAUUUUCUGUCUUGUUUAUGUGUUGGAUGUCUACAUUUGCUUCAUUCAAAUGGAUACAUUUAGGCCGUUGCCACAACUCACUGAUGUUCAUGCAUGUUGUAUGACAAACAACAAGGGGAUGUAGUGUGUUCAUACCAUGUCUUCAAAAAACAGUUUUGUUCUUCACACACAAGUUUUAAAGUAUAACAUUUCCCAAUAAAUGGUCAAGCCUGAUAAUGUUAGUAUUGAUGCUGAAUAUACUAUGGGUACUUUAGGAAGCCUGAGUUUUGUGUGUGAGGAUAAACUAAAUAGGAGAGAACUCCUGACUCUUUCUGUGAGUCCCAAAGUUUGAUACUGACCGUUUACUCUUCUCCCUCCUCCCCCCAUACAGACACAGUGUUGACACCGGUCCUGCCCACCCCUCCUCCCCCUCCCCCCCUCCCUCCCGGCUCCAAUGUGACCCCCACGGCCGCUGCCCCCCCGGCCCAAUCAGGCCCUCCACCCCCUCCCCCCUUACCCCCUACACUCACCCCUACCAGUGGCGGGCCCCCUCCCCCACCCGGACCCCCACCUUCCCUUGGUGGCCAGGCCCACCCUCCACCUCCACCAGCCCCUCCCCUGCCACCAGGCCUCUUCUCCCCCUCGGAGGACCGCCCCCUGUCCGGGCUAGCCGCUGCCCUCGCUGGAGCCAAGCUGCGUAAAGUGCCAAGGGUGAGAGGCCGACACGCACAGAACAGAAACACACCCACGCAUCCUUACCCCUACACAGACACCCACUGUUUGUCCCAUACCAUAUCCUCACAGGCUUGUGAUCUUGUCCAGCACCAGUCACACUUUAUAUCCCCUCUAUUCGGAGUAGUGCUGAGCUAUUAACCAACAUUUCGUUGUUUUUUUCUGUUAUUAAAUCGACUUCGGUUCAAUUACCUGAAUUCCAUGUAGUUAUUUUUUUGUGAGCCCAACUCGCCGUUUCUCGAGAGAAAUCAAAAAAUUCACGAGAGAAAUCUGAGAAAUCAAGCCAAGAACUAUGUGGGACGCUGGGCUGAAGGGAGUUGUAGUUUUCGUGGUAAUUAACUACAUAAUCCAUUGCGCCAAGAGACGAAGAAGAGGCAACCAAGAGGUUUCACUCUCGCCCAAAUCUGUCCAAAAUAAGCCCAAUGCGUUUCUAUGGGCUUAUUUUGGACCGAAGCUUGUCGCCUGCCUUCCCGCCUUUGGGACAACUACUCCCAUUGUUAGGGCAUAGACAUGAGCAUCUCGUCAUUUUAUACAGAUCUCUGGACGGAUACACUUUUACGCCUGCUACGUUAGAUUAGAUACACACAGACCGCAUUGACCACAUGAGAGCAGAAUGUACACAACACAACGAUGAGUGACAGUUCGUGAAAGUAUACCUUAUCUACUUUGAAGAACUAGUAAAACAUUUGUCAGACAGCUCUGCAGCAUACAUAGGCAGGCUAGCUAAAUAGGAUGACUAAAGACAGUACAGUAUGGGGAGCACAUAACGUUAGAUGGCCUGGCUGGCUGACUGCUACUGCCUGAGUAGAGAUGAGAUGAUGCCUUUAAGGAAUGAAAAAUAAUAGUCAUCAAAUAAAAACUAAGUAAUAUACACAACUGAAAUAUUGUAUUAUUUCAUAGUAAUCUCCUAUUUUUCUAUUGAUGUCUACCCAAUGUGGACCUGACAGAGAAAAUUGAAUAUUUUCAAUGUUUUGGCCAAUUGAAUGUUCACUAUUUUGGGCUUUGGAAUUUCCAUUAAAAAGCUCUAAAAUCAUUGUAACGUCAUAAUUUCAUCAUUUAAAAAAUAUCGAAACCGAAAUAGAACACAGUGAUUCUUUUUUAAUAAUCUAACAAAAACCGAACCGACCUCAAAACACUAAUCACUCAGCACUAAUUGGGAGCUGCCACUCACUUCAGAUACAUUUAAAUCAUGUAGCCCUUACUGUACUUCACUCCUCCAUAUACUGCACUCCACCAUACCUGACCCCCAGUUAUGUGCCUCUGUAACAUGGUCUGCCACUACUUAACUGACUGACCACUACUUCACAGAGUGAUAGUGGUGGUGACGCGGCAGCUGCUCUGGCUGCAGCCAUGGCUGGGAGCUUGGCUGGCGCUGCAGGGGCCAAACCUGGAGGGAACGGCCCUCUGGGAGGAGCACCUGGAGGAGGGGGGUUGAUGGAGGAAAUGAGCGCCCUGCUGGCCAGGAGGUGACAUUACAUUACACCCCCGUUUGAAACAUGGAGGGAGACAGCAUGUUUGGGUGGCUUCAGGGAGUGGGGACAAUAUUGAGGAAGGCUUGAUGCCCAAAUAUUUCUUGUCAAUAUAGAUAUUUUAAUUAUUUGAGUGUUCUAUCAUUGCAGACUAUGUAGCUGGGAGUGGGAAGUUAGAACAUCUUUAUUUAGGUUUACAAUAUUAUAACAUGUUAUGAGGUUGGCAAUCUAUCUUAAUAUUUUGUUGUUUUUCAGGAGAAGAAUUGCAGAGAAGGGAUCAUCGCCUGAGCCGGAGCAGAGAGCUGUGAGUAUGACAGACAGACAGAGGCCAGGGAAAGGUCAUCUCUGUAUUUCCUGCCUGACAGUAUCUAUCUAGUUUACCCAUCUAUAAUUCAGUAACCUGAUGUUUGUAUUCUGUAGCCUGGUGUUUGUAUUCUGUAUCCAUCUCUUCUGAAUAUCUUUGGAGCUUCAUAUGUUUCUCUUUGAGGGUCAUUAGGGUCAUUAAAGAGGAUCAAUGGAUCUCUCUCAGUGGAUUAUUAACUCAAUGCCUGGUCACAUUUCUGAUAUCUGGGUAUCUGAAGCUGACCUAUAACUUCUAACCUUUGAACUCACUGUGCUUCUCUCCAAUAGGACGAGGUCGGCGAGGGCACCACUACGCCCAAAGUGUCUGCCUGUAGCACACCAGGUGAGUGGGGUUCAGUACAGGAUACAGUACAGGAUUGUAGUGGUCAGAGAUACACAGGAACAGCAACAUGCACCUUCCACAUUUAGACCACCAGGACCCUAGUCAGUGUUGGCCAGCAGUUAAUGUAGUUUGGCAGAUUUGUUCAGUCUAUAGAGUUUGUCUGUAUUGUUUUGUCUCCUGAUGAAGUGGUUGAGUUCUAUCAGUGUAAUAUAUCUAAUGCUUGUGUGUUUUGUCUCCUCCUCAGACAUGCCCAGGAAACCAUGGGAGAGGACUAACACUAUGAAUGGUAGCAAAUCCCCGGUCAUUGGAAGGUAAAUACCAGCAUUCCAUAAUCCACAAAUGGGCUUAGAUUUCAAUUGUGUGCUUUCAUGUACACACGGUAAUACAUUUUUAGUCUGAGUCUAAACACAUUAUUGGGUCAAGCACAACUAAGUCAAAAUAUCCACUGCCUGUCUGAAUCAUUGACUGCCUCAGCAUUGCCGCUCAUUGUCACGUAACCGGAGAGAAGGAGCACAGAGGAUAGCAGAGCAUGGCACACUGCUGGGGUCCGACCCCUGGGCUUGUUGAUUCAUGACUGGUUAAUAACAUGACUAAAGCACAGGGCUUCUGCUUACCGCUAGGCAAGGUUGUCUGUAGCAGUGAGUGUUCCUGAGAUGUGUCAAUCAAAACCCCAAAUUCCAGGUUUUAAUUACAGGGCUCUAAAUGGCGGUUUGUCGGUGAGAAUGUGCUCUGGAAAUGCAUCUCCUGCUUCCAUGUGCAAAACAGAAUGCUGGCUGCCUCCACCACAAGUCCUUUUUUGUUUUAAUUCUCUGAGAAUGUAAGAUGUUUUUUAGAACUUCCUUUAAAGGCGGUUGGCGUUACAUUUUAGCCUAUUAACGCAAAAAGUUUCAAAUAAUUAACAGAUCCCUAGAAAAUUCCUAUUACAAUGCUUUAUCAAAGUAAAGUAAACUUAAAACAAAGUCAAUAUAUCAUCAAUAGCGAUUGUUGUUUUUCCAUAUGCCCUGGUAGCUAUACUCCGUCUGCUCUCUGUAGCCUUGCUCUCUGUAGCCUGUAGGUUUAGUUAGGGCUGGUGUAGGGAAGGGACCUGGGGCAACAGGACAGGCCUUUUAAAAGCUGGAGUCUCUCUCUCACUGACGUGGCUCACCGUGGAGAAAUCCGAUGGGUUCUGAUAUUGUAAACAGGUAAACAGGCCUGUAGAGUGAUACAUCUCCCUUUUUACUCCUUUUGUAUAAUUUGCUGUGAUCGAAGUGGAAGUGAUAUUGUUGGGGGUUGGGUUAGUGCCUUGUAAUUCCCAUAUACUGUAUCUCUGUUUUGCCAGCAAAGUAAUCACCAGACUGCUAAUGAACGCUACGUAUAUACAUUGCUUUAUUUUUAUUUAAAUAAUAAACAAUCUAUGUCAUGUUACGUUUCCAGUAGCUUUACAAUCAUUGUUUUACUGUCCUUCAUCUCUCCAAAGUGUCUACUUUGCUAAAUUCCUGUCAAAGGGAAUCCCUCAAACACAUCACAAAGUGCCCCCCACCCACACAUGUACACACAUACUCAACACACUCUGUGGCUGUGUGCUACUGUAUAGUGAGGAAGCCAGAGGAGACCUCGCCCCGUCCAGUGCUGUGAAUAUUCAUAUCCGUUUCAAUUCUGUCCCAGAAGGACCCCAUAGAUAAGGCCACACAGCCCUGCAUUGACAGAUGGGUGUUAUUAAUUUCUCCCACAUAAACUGGCCUUUGUAUGUGACCUAUAGAGCAGGUCAGAGAGACCACUAGAGAAAUACACAAACACACAGAGACACUGCAGAAAGACAACUGUGAGAAUAGGUUACACUUCCCCUAUUCUCUUGGCUUCCACUUCCUCCCUGAUAAGCUGUUGGCUGUUCAAUGAGUUAAUUUCCUCACUAAUUUCACACUCAGUUUCCUUGAAUCAUUCCUGUAGUUGUAGCCCAUGGUGAUUACCUUGUUGGCAACGGUGUCCAGUCCCAGCUGAUCCAAUGGCAGAGAAGCAUGGCUGUGUGUGAUUGCUGCAUUGCAUGCUGUAACUACAGUGGCCUGUUUCUGAACUCUGAUUCAACUUGACCAACUUGAUUGUGUUUCAAUCGGGCUGAACUACCCAAUGUUAGCUGUGUGUUUCCUUCCUAUUACUUGGUGUGUGAACUCAAACGGUUGGUGUGUAGCAUGUGUAUUGGGCUGGCUUUACCGAAGGCAGGGCGGCCCCCCUUUUGAAGGCCCUCGGAUCAAUUCCCUUGUUAUGUCAGUCACUGAUAGUCAGUCAAUUAGCCCAUGUCAGCUAACAUUAUUUAUUUUCAAUUUUAUUACGGCCCCUCGUGAUGAAUUCAGAUUUUUUGUGUGCCCACACCCCAUCAAAGUUGCCAAUCCCUGACCUAAAGCAUUAAGCUAUUCUAUUUGUGAUUCCAGUCAUAGGACAUAGUUUCCAGUUAAUUUACUGGUUCACUUUGCCUAAAUCUAGAUUCAGUUUGCUCAGAACAUAAUGAUGCUUGAACUAACUAAGUUCAUGAAGGUGCCUCAUACUGUAUGUGGGCAGCCAAAGGGUUAGGUACCCUGUCAAAUAGGCUCAGCUGUGUACCACUAGUGUAGUUAUCAAUGCUGACAAAUAGAUAUGAAAUGGCAUGUAAAUGAUUAUUGUGGUACAUUAUUCUCUACAUUGCCAGAUUUAUAUAUCAGUUUCCAAAUUCUGAAUUUAAAAGAAUAGAUGUUGGUGUAUGAUGGCAAAUUUUUUUUGUUUUAAUUCUGUAACUUCCUAUGUUUCCUGCUGUGUUUUGAUAUCAAACCGUCAAUUUGAAUCCAUUUUAAAUCUCAAAGAUGUCCUCCUUUGGGGUUUCAGUGCACUUUCUUUCAACUUGUUUAUGUUAUAGUUGCAAAAAAUGCUAAUCUAACUAUUUUUUAAGAGUGAUUGAAGUGUCUGAGGACUGAAUGCAGAGGUGAGUGAUCUAACCAAAGUAGGCACUUUGCUGUCUUGUUUUCCUCCAAGAGUGACUUCUGGAGUCCCACUCGACAAUAGCCCCAGUUUAGGUAUACUACUUUAACUUUUUCUGUUUAUCUCGUCUACAGACCAAAGUCCACAGCGACUGGAUCCCUAAGUGCCAACGGGGUGCCAACAGAAGGUCUCGACUAUGACAGAUUGAAACAGGUAUUCAGAGGAGACAAGUGAAAAAUGACUGACUUGCUGUUUGCUGGCAGUACAUUGGAGCUGUAGUAUUUUACACAGCAUACUACAGAGCCCUGAGAGGGUGUGUCCAAUGACGGUGUCCCGUGCUGGGGCAAUCCCUCCCUCCUCCCCUAUGAAUGAGCCUGUUAGAUAAGUGUAAAUUCUCCAUAUAACCUCCCUAUCUGUGCACACAGCAGCAGCCUCAGUCAGAGACAGAGCAGUAACAGAGGAGUGACACUAUGGGCUUACUAACAAUCCUUCAGCUCUCUGGGACAGUAUCUCUCAUUGCUGUUUAUAGUCACUGUUUUCCCCCAUUUCACAUGUCCAAAGUGCCUGAAGUUUGAAACAAGUUAUUCGUUUUUCCACUGUAUUUUGUCUCUUACCUUGUCUUUCCAACCUUGUAUUUUCAGGACAUUCUAGACGAGAUGAGGAAGGAGUUAUCGAAGCUGAAAGAGGAACUCAUUGAU
Messenger RNA from Coregonus sp. 'balchen', 14627 nucleotides. Lineage: Eukaryota; Metazoa; Chordata; Actinopteri; Salmoniformes; Salmonidae. The record is from the annotation of a GenBank genome assembly.